Molecule: messenger RNA, 478 nt
Organism: Ochotona princeps (American pika)
Lineage: Eukaryota; Metazoa; Chordata; Mammalia; Lagomorpha; Ochotonidae
Gene: C19H5orf46
Product: chromosome 19 C5orf46 homolog
Exons: 4
Coding region: 89-328 (79 amino acids)
Source: RefSeq, a predicted model, not a curated record
AGGGUAGCUGUGCUUUCCAAACAGCUUUUAAGUCUCAGGCUUAAUUUUUUUUUAAUGGUUAAGUUAGGAUAAUAAUUUGGUUUACCUCAUGGAGUUGUUGGAAGAGCGAAUCCAAAACAACGCAAGGAGAUUGCCUGUCAUAGAUGACAAACCCGAGGACAAACCAGAUAAGAAGCCAGAGGACUCAGGCAAAAACCCAGAGCCAGAUUUCCCCAAAUUCCUAAACAUCCUGGGCACAGAAAUCAUUGAGAAUGCGUUUGACUUCAUCCUGCGCUCCAUGAGAAGGGGAACGCUCCAACCCGUAACCUCAUCAUGGCAACCACCAUGAUCAAGGUCAUGAGCAACCACUUCUCUGUUAAUUGUGCUGGAUGAAAGGUUGUAGACACUGAAUUAUAAUGUGAAGUUUAGCUCAAAGUCACACGGCAGACACUCGGCCCAACUUCAGCCAUUUGGGCAUUCGGAGAGGGAACCAACACAA